CCACACAAACGUGAUCAUUCAUCGACCCCGCUGGCAGGGAGGGAGAGGGAAAAAAGUUUGUGGGACUCGGAAAGUUUGUGGAGUGGAGCCGAGCGGGGAGAUGGAUGCACUCAAGUCUGCGGGGAGGGCGAUCAUCAGGAGUCCGAGCAUUGCCAAGCAGAGCUGGGGAGGAGGCAAGCACAAGAAACUGCCAGAAAACUGGACCGAUACCAGGGAAACACUCUUAGAAGGAAUGUUAUUUCAUUUGAAAUAUUUGGGCAUGACAUUGGUAGAACAGCCGAAAGGGGAAGAGCUGUCUGCAACUGCAGUGAAAAGAAUUGUGGCAACUGCCAAAGCAAGCGGGAAGAAACUGCAGAAAGUUAUUCUGAAAGUAUCCCCACGGGGCAUCAUUCUGUAUGACAGUACAAGUAACCAACUAAUUGAGAAUGUUUCGAUCUACAGGAUAUCCUAUUGCACAGCUGAUAAAAUGCAUGACAAGGUUUUUGCCUACAUUGCGCAGAGCCAGCAGAAUGAAACCUUGGAAUGUCAUGCAUUUCUCUGCACAAAAAGGAAAAUGGCACAAGCAGUCACAUUAACCGUGGCUCAAGCUUUUAAAGUAGCAUUUGAGUUUUGGCAAGUAUCCAGAGACAAAACGGAAAAGAGAGAGAAGUCUGGUUCAGGUGGAGAGGGGGCAAGUAGUUCUCAGUCUGAUGGCUCCUCAAGUAUCACCAGUCUUAAAGCCUCGGCUUCUGCAAACCUUUUGGAUUUGGAAGACUGUACCAAAGCUUUUGAUGUGUUAAAUGCCAGUGACAAUCAUAUUGAAGAUCUAUUUAGGCAAAAUGCAUCCAAUGAGAACAACAAUAUUGUGUGGGAAUUGGAUGAUGGACUGGAUGAGGCCUUUGCAAGGCUUGCCGAAUCCAGAACAAACCCUCAAGUCCUCGAUAUUGGACUGACUGCAAAUGACCUUCAGUCUGAAGAGUGCUUGUCUCCUUCCAGCUGGGAUAAACUGGAGUUGAACCCUGCAGAAGCAGAUGAACUAUUUAUGUUCUGACACUUCUGAAGCUACCAGCCAAUUUUCAGUGCAAUAGUCCAACCAUCCGACCCCUGUCAGUGUCUCAAGAGCAAAUGUAGUUGCGAAGCGUCUGUACACCUUCAGGUGGGAUUGGAAAAACCAAAGCUUUACCUUAGACACUUUAUUUCCACAUUUAUCACAAACGAAAGGAAAAAAGUUUCUGAUAAAACCAUAUGUUUCUUGAAUCAUGCAUUCUGGAGCAACACCGAAAAACCAGCAGGUGAUAUUUUUAGGGGUACACAGUCCUCAAGAAUUCUUGGGAACAUGGAUUUUGUUUGUGGAAAGUACCUUUUUUUUUUUUUUUUUUUUUUUUUUUUUUUUUUUUUUUUUUACUUUUUGUGCAAAAUACCGGACAAAUCCUUCAUGUUCUAAUCCUUUUUUCCAUAUCUUUCAUUAAAUGAACUACAUAUUUCACUACCAUAAGAUAUACGUGGCUGUGGCAUAGUGUUUAGAUAUUUUGUGUUUUAUAUAUACUUAAAAUUCUCGCGUUUAUUCACAUUGGUGUUCCCAUACCAUAUGGUAUCAGUCCUGUAACGUUCUAGCACCAAUUAUGCAGUUGUGCACAGCUGCUAUAUGUGUAUGGAUGCUUAAUUGGCUAUAGAACGUCUGAUUUUCCUCCUUUCUUUAGUCUUAACGGGUUGCUUUGUGACCUUCAUUAUUGUACUUCAAUGUGUUUAUAUCAACAUAUUUACUAGCUAUCACUCAUCUAAUUAGAGCACUUACUUUUUUUUUUAUUUCCCUCUCGCUCACAAAUAUUAGUCCUAACACUAACCUAGCCUACCUAUCUUAUCCACAUGUUCAUUCCUCCAUAGUCUUAAGUAUUGCCAGCUUUUGAGAUUCCAGCUUGCUUUUCGGCUACAUACCAUUCAAACGAGACUAUAACGGCAUCUUGCAAUAUCGUGUAAAGGGUCUGCACAGUAUUAUGAAACCUAUGCAUUUUUGUCUGCACCAGAGUUGACAAUCUUUUUGUAAUGGACAAUAUGUACCCCAUAUUUUUUUGUCUGCAGUUGUUUGCUUAUAAUACUUUUUAAUUGUAUCCUUGAAAAAUGUUUUGCUAUCGUAAAUCUAAAGUGGGUAUUUAAGGGUGAUAUGAAUAUGUGCAUUUUUAAAUCUUUUGGAGUUUCGUUGUACGCUGAGUUCUUAACAAUUUUGUCAUGGAUGAAAGUAUUUGAUAGCCUCAAAGUAAAUCUGACGCAUAUUAAGGAGUAUAAUAUCUACUAACAUCUAGUCCAUGUUCAUUAGCACUACCUAUUUCUAUUCAAAAUUGUACUGGGUCGAGCUGUAACUGCAGGAGGUGUUUGUUUUUCCUAGGUAAAAUGGCCAGCUCCUUAUGUAUAAUGUUUCCUGCAGCCAUUUUAGAACCAAAGUAACUAUUUUACUCGUGCUCUGUUUAACAAUAUUGAAUAACAUGGCAAUUCUAUUUAGAUAUAAAGCUAUAUGUAAUGGAGGUGAAAAUCAGGCAAAUUUUGGGAAAACUAGACAUGAAAUGGCUGCAAAUUGUCCACCACAUUUUUAAUGUAAUUCACAUGAACGUUAUUUUAACGGCCAUAAAAUGAAACAUGAGAAUGCAUCUGUGCAGCAUGCAGACUGGGUAUUUCUAUCAUUUGUAGCUGAAUGCACCCAGGCCUUGCACCUUGGGAUUCAUGACCAUGAGUUUCUAAAGCACUAUCUUACUGGAGGUUUUUUUAUCUUGCACAUUUCGUUUGGUCUUCCCUGCUAUGUUGUGAAAAGAGCAACAAUUUAUGGUAUUUUACACAUCAGGAAGCGUUUUCUUCACAGGCAGACUUAAUACGAAGCUAUGCAUUUUAAGCAUUAACAGAUUAUUUAUAUUAAUACCAAUGGCUUCAUAAAUAAAUAUGGUUUAAAAGCACAGGUAAACAGAUGGAGGGCUACAGAUUGACUAUCCUUCAUGUAUUAGUUCAGUUUGGGAAACACCCUAAAUCUUCACCACUUCAACACCCUUUAUGUUCUUGAACUGUUACAAAAUCCGGUUGCUCCUUCAACCAUGCCAUUAAAAUAUGGAAGUAAAAUCACAAUGUUAAACAGCACAUGGGGGUAAUGUUCCUUUAAUCUUCUCUUAGCUUCCAGCUCUCCACACAUUCUGCUGUACUGUAAAUAUUGGCAAUAUUUAAAAUGCUAUUGACAAUGUAUCAGAAACCAGAAUAAAUAUUCUUGGUUUAAUGUCCAA
Molecule: messenger RNA, 3239 nt
Organism: Xenopus laevis (African clawed frog)
Lineage: Eukaryota; Metazoa; Chordata; Amphibia; Anura; Pipidae
Gene: ldlrap1.S
Product: low density lipoprotein receptor adaptor protein 1 S homeolog
Exons: 9
Coding region: 101-1030 (309 amino acids)
Cellular component (GO): cytoplasm; early endosome
Source: RefSeq, a predicted model, not a curated record